CGCUUGACCCCUUCAAUCACUACAACUGCUGCACAUGUAUUACCUAAGCUAAGCCUCUCUCUCUCUCUCUCUCUGUGUCAAGCCGAACCGGGCAUGUCAUCUCUCUCUCUGUCAAGCCGAACUGGGCAUGUCACCGUUUCUUAUGUAGAUAAGUAGAAGAAUAUUUCUGGUAGUUUUUGCUAUUCUGGGUUCUUGACGAAGAUGAAUCACAGCCAAAACGUACAGAGCUCAGGUUGCUGAUUUCUUUCUCAAUUGUAGUAAUUUAGUCCCAGAGGAAGAGAAGGACCAUCUCUGAUUAAGAAGCUGGAAUCGGUCCCUGAUUCGGAUAACACAACCACUCGCGUAAACCUAAUUUCUAGUAGCUACUACUCCCCCAACAAGUUGCUCUUUCUCUCCGUCUCUUUCUAGCUGGAAUCUUCACAACAACUUUGUAACUCAAACCACCUACAAGGGUAAUCACAAGGGUACAGCCCUUCACAAACCAUCUGUACUUUUUCAUUUUUCAUUUCUUCCACCAACAAAAAACAAAACAUGCAUCGCCGAUUCCUCGGCAACACCACAGAGCUGCCCUACAACAAUGGCAACCGUACAGCGGAUUCCUACAUAAGCGAGAUGAAUUUCGACACAAACAUGGUCAUCAUCUUGGCGGCUCUUUUGUGUGCCCUCAUAUGCGCUCUUGGCUUGAACUCAAUAGUGCGUUGCGCGCUUCGCUGCAGCCACAGGUUUACUCUUGAGACCCCGGAGCAGGCUGCAGCGCGACUCGCGGCCACGGGGCUCAAGAAGAGUCAUUUGAGGCAGAUUCCGGUUGCGGUUUACGGUGAAGGGAUUCAUAUUCCGGCGACCGAGUGUCCGAUCUGUCUCGGAGAGUUUGAGGACGGCGAGAAGGUUAGAGUGCUGCCAAAAUGUAACCACGGAUUCCAUGUGAGGUGCAUAGACACUUGGCUUGUGUCACACUCAUCAUGCCCGAAUUGUCGGCAUUCACUGCUCGAGCAACAACAACCAUCGAAGAAAACUAGAACUACUAGUCGUAGUACUGGUAGUACUAGUUCUGAAGCGACAGAGAAUUCAUCACCAACAGCCAGUGAGUCCCACCAGGAAGGCAGAGUAGUUCUGGUGAUUGAUGAAGCAAGGUAAAUUUGCGGAUUUGGGUAGUAAUUAAAUGUUUUACGGUGCUGGUAGAACUAGCGGGAAGUAGUAACACGGUGUUGGUUGGCUAGUUUUGUGGAGGCCAAGUAGCAAUUAGAGAAUGGCUACAUUGUUAUGACGAAGGUUAUGAGAUGUAUUGUAAAUUAUCAAAUAAUUAUUGGUUGAAAUGUGGUCCAAUUUUACGUA
Messenger RNA from Rosa rugosa (rugosa rose), 1332 nucleotides. RefSeq names its product RING-H2 finger protein ATL74-like. The record is from RefSeq and is a predicted model, not a curated record. NCBI's taxonomy places the organism in Eukaryota, Viridiplantae, Streptophyta, Magnoliopsida, Rosales, Rosaceae. Bases 532 to 1134 code for a protein of 200 amino acids. Gene Ontology annotation, biological process: protein ubiquitination. Gene Ontology annotation, molecular function: transferase activity. The transcript has a single exon.